Messenger RNA from Jatropha curcas, 744 nucleotides. NCBI's taxonomy places the organism in Eukaryota, Viridiplantae, Streptophyta, Magnoliopsida, Malpighiales, Euphorbiaceae. The record is from RefSeq and is a predicted model, not a curated record.
AUGGGCUUAAUGUUUGAAAAUCACAUUGUUAUAGUUGAAUUUGUAGCUAGGCUUACUUCGGGCCUCGGGGGCCUUAAGCUUACUUGGGCCCUAGUGCCAGUUCGGCCCAUGGAAUCAGACCCUGAAAACCAAAGAGAGAACCUCAAGGGCGGCGCUGCCAUGGAAAUCAGAGUACCUGAAGAAAUUGUAGGGCAGAUAUUCUCAAAGCUACCGGCUAAAUCACUACUGCGUUUCAAGUGCUUAUCAAAAUCAUUGAAUUCUCUAAUCUCUAGUCCAAACUUCAUCAGGUCACACGUCCCACGAUCCCAAGGUGAUUUACCCAAAUAUGUUUGUGGUUCAUAUUUCUUUGAUGUUAAUACUGCAGUAGAAGCUAAGCCAGUUAAGAUAAAUACACCAACUCUUUAUUCCAAAGAUAAUGAAGCCAAUGCCUUGAGGAUGUGUGUUUCAUGGGAUUUUUCUAGUAAUAACAGUGUCUCAAGCGCUGAUUUUGACUCUAACUAUUAUUCUAUUAUCGUAUGGAAUCCUUUGAUUAGAGAAUAUCGAAUAUUUCCGAUGCCUGAAAGUGGUGAUUAUGUGUCUUAUGGUUUAGGUUAUGACUCCGUUACUGAUGAUUAUAAGGUGGCAGGGACAUUUCUGCAUGGAGCUCUUCAUUGGAUGGCAGAAUUAGCAAAUUCCGGCUGGGUGGCAGAUUUUGCAAAUUCCGGCAAGAUUAUUGUUGCUUUAACUUGGCAGAUGAGAAAAUAG